Messenger RNA from Brenthis ino (lesser marbled fritillary), 723 nucleotides. The record is from the annotation of a GenBank genome assembly. Lineage: Eukaryota; Metazoa; Arthropoda; Insecta; Lepidoptera; Nymphalidae.
AUGCUAGCUAAAAUUUUUACUACAGUCAAAUAUACUUUAGUUACAGUGAACUUAUUGUUUCUGGUAACUGGUAUUAUUAUACUGUCCGUGGGUAGCUCUGUUCAAGCUGCAUACAAUGGUUACCAGGAAUUCUUGUCACAGACAUUCUUCACUCUCCCAGCAUUUUGCAUCGCUACUGGGAUCAUCAUCUUCCUCAUUUCCUUCGCUGGAUUUUAUGGUGCUUAUAUGGAAAAUUAUUAUAUGAUAAUGGCGUUUGUUGGUUCUAUGAUCUUGAUGUUCAUAUUCCAACUGUCCGCGUGUAUUGCGGGGUACGUACUCCGAGGCAACACUGUAGCAUUAGUUCAGAAGCAGCUUAUCAGUAGUAUGGAUUUAUAUGGAGUAGACAAGAGCUUUGAAGUUACUAAGCUGUGGGAUGAAGUGCAAACUGACUUCACCUGCUGUGGUGUUAUAAAUUCGAGUGAUUGGUUAACUCCCCUUAACACAAAUGAGUUGGGAGGAGUCCCCAUGAGCUGCUGCAGCCACGUUUAUGGUUCAAUCGCAACAUUCGUCUGCAACACUACGUUAGCCUACUCUACUGGUUGUUCAGAAGCAUUUGGCAACUGGGUUCAAGACCAUGCCGGUACUAUUGGAAUAUCUGGAAUAUGCCUUGUUUUAAUGCAGGCACUCGCGGUAGCAGGUGCAUUAUGGUUAGCGAAUAUAACAAGAAAAGAGCGGGAAUUCCCC